Messenger RNA from Stylophora pistillata, 965 nucleotides. RefSeq lists its product as uncharacterized. The record is from RefSeq and is a predicted model, not a curated record. NCBI's taxonomy places the organism in Eukaryota, Metazoa, Cnidaria, Anthozoa, Scleractinia, Pocilloporidae.
UCUCAGGACACACCUGAGAGGGAACGGUCGUAUUUGAACCCUUUCGCCGAAUUAACCGCCAGAAGCAAACAGAAAGCAAACUGCUUGAAUAAUGUUUGUUACACCGAAGAUGUUAUUCUCUCUACUUCUGAAACUCCAAAUGAUCAUGGGCUUCCUUGGAGUUAUCCAGGCCAACGUUAUCACCGAAUGCAGAAAUCACAACAACUGUAUUAAAAACUACAGCGAUGUUUACAACUCCCUAGGGUCAGAGGGAAAUUAUUAUAACAUCGCACUUGCCCUCUACCCUUCAAGAGAGCCCUCAUCUGUUGUUGUUCAUGUCAACUUGUACUCAACGAACCAGUCUGACCACCAAACAGGAAGAGUUUCACCCGUGCACUAUACAUGGAGUAUGUCAUGUCUGUACGCUGCUAUCCCUGCUCAGGUUCUCGAAAUCCUAUCACUUGGUGCCAUUCUUAUCACGCCGCGUACACAGGACCUGGACAUCACAAUUCCACCGUUCUGUUGUAAUGUGUUGGAGGAUGAGCGAAUUGCGAUUAUCGACAGAGGUUUGUCUGAGCUUCAAGACCUGGCUGAAAGUCCAAAAAGCCAAAAUCCGAAACUAAACACAGCUGAGUGUAUUACUAGAGGACAUACUCCAGAUAUAUCUAGCGUCACGGCAAAACGUAAAACGUACAUCAGAGCGAUGCUGUGGAGCUCCUUUAGUUUUGCCUUUUUCUUUGGGCCAUUAUUAGCUCUCAGUAGUUAUAUAUUUAGUUUCAUGGCAGAAAACGAUAAAACACCGGGUAAGGGGAAUAGAGUAGAGCUAGCACAGGCCGUUAGAAUUAUAAUCGUUUUACUAGCACUCGUAGAGUUGGUACUUUUCGUAGCGGUCGGGGUGAUUGCGGUACGUUCAGCAACUCCUUGGGAGAUAUACUUCAUCCUUGUGGUGAUUUUAGCUGAAGCAUUCAUAGUGCCUUGCGUAGCGA